UUUGCACGUCGCUCUCUGUCCUUCCUGUCGACAAAAUCCCUGAAAGCUCUCUCUCUCUCUCUCUCACAUGGCUUCAGACUCCCGCCGGAAAGGAUGACGGACUCCGCCGAGCGUCACACUCCGGCCAUAUCCACAUCUAAACCUCUGGCCGCAUCUCCCAACUCCUCCCUGCGAAAUCACCAGAAUCCCCACCACUGGAAAAUCAGAAACCGAACAUUUCCCGCCGCCGAAAUCCGUCUGAGGAAGGACUCCUCACGGUCCAGAAAGAGAAUCGUUCCGGCAACACCUCGCUUCGGGUGGAAGUUCGACGAAGCAAAUCUCUCCGUUCGUAAACUGCCAGCGCCCAGGGAGAGGAAACCUGGCCGGAAAAGGAGGAGCCGAGAUGGGGUUAGGGUUUCUGCAAGGAAGCUUGCUGCUGCUCUCUGGCAUCUGCAGCUGCCGGAAGCUUCCAGAAGCUUCCGAAGGCAGCGGAAAGGGCCUCCGGAAAUAGUAAGGUUUGAGCCUGCAGUUGGGCAUGUACAAGUUCCACAUAACGGCAAUCCCAAUAAGGCAGAUUUUGAUUUAGGACCACAUGCUCAGUUUUGGAGUUCUUUUUCCAUCCCACAUCUGAAGAAUGGUUUCUUUUCUAAGCUCCAACCUUCCAUGCAAAUCUCCAAUUCUUCAAUGGAGAGGGCAACAAAAUGGGACCCAGGAUGCUCAAUUACAAUGGAUAACAUUUACAGGUUCCGUAAUCACUUCAAUACUCUGGAACACCAACAAAUCAGUUCGAUUUCAGUCAUUUCCACACUGCAGGCAGAAAUCAAGCAGUCCAGGGCCCACAUUCACGAGCUCAAGACUGAGUGCCGAUCUUCCAACAAGAAACUCAAGAGCUUCGUGAGGAAGCUCACCGAGGAAAAGGCCUCAUGGCGCAGGAAAGAACAUGAGAAAUUACGUGCGGUAAUUGAUGGUGUGAAGAAUGACUUGAAUAAAGAGAGGAAGAUCUGUGAACGGAUGGAAAUCUUGAACAACAAGUUGGUUGGUGACAUUGCUGAGGCCAAGCUAUGUGCGAAGCGGUUCUUGCAAGACUAUGAGAAAGAGAAAAAAGCUAGAGAAAUCUUGGACGAGGUGUGUGAUGAGCUGGCAAAUGAGAUUGGAGAGGACAAAGCAGAAGUUGAAGCGCUGAAGCGGGAAUCCUUGGCGAUCUGCGAGGAAGUGGAAGAAGAGAGGAAGAUGCUGCAGAUGGCAGAGGUUUGGCGUGAAGAGAGGGUUCAGAUGAAGUUGAUUGAGGCAAAACUGGCACUUGAAGAGAAGUACUAUGAGUUGAGCAGACUAAUAGCUGAUGUUGGUACCUUUCUAAGUUCGAGAAGUCCUACCUCAGAUGUGGUUGACAUGAGGAAAGAUGAGUUGCCUGGAAAUAUUGCCAACUCGGUAGUGAUCAAAGACAUUGAGGAACUCUCAUAUCAACCUCGUAGGACUUUGGAGGACAUUGUCUCUGUGUAUGAAGAUCUCCAUUCUGGUGAACCUAAUGAGAGAGACAUCGAGCCAUGCUGUGGCUACACUCCCACAAGUGAUUCCUCCAAAAUCCAUAUUGAGAAUCCUGAGAUUGAUGAUCUUAAUGAAAGCCGUGUGCCGAGAUCUAAGAAUAGGAGUGUAGAUAGAAAUGGGGAUGUAGAAGAUGGUAGCAGCUGGGAAACUGCGAACCAUGGUGAGCAGCACGGCCAUGGUAUUUCACGUGAUGGAAGCAACCUUUCUGUUAGUGGGCUGCAUAAAGAGAGGAAUGCUUUGGGAAGUGGGACAGAGUGGGGAGAAGAUGCAGAUUACGACCUGAUAAAUAGGGAAAUCAGUGAAGUUUAUGGUGUAUCAACAAGGAAAUCUAGGAAGAAGGCAUCAUCAAUAUUGAGGCUUUGGAAACCUUACCAACAUAAUAGUGAUAACUACAAGAUGUUCUCAGUUGAAGCGAUGGACAGAAGGCUUUCAAAUGGAAGGAUUUCUAGUGGGGCUGCAUCAGACAGGGGGUCGGCUCAAGUGGGCAUCAACCCUUGGAGUUUGGGGCACUGGAGCUCACCUGAUUCGGGGAAUCCUCACAUAAAACAAGGGAUGAAAGGGUGCAUUGAAUGGCCACGGGGGAUCCAGAAGAGUAGCUUGAAGUCGAAGCUUUCUGAGGCAAGGGUGGAAAGCCAAAAAAUUCAGGUGCACCAUAUCCUUAAACAGAAUACUUGAAUAUGCUAGAAUUUUUUUUGGGAAUACUACCUCCUGCAUGCUCAUUCAAUGUAUCUAUGAUUGGAACCAUUUAGAAUAACAUGUGGGAGAAUCAGUUUCAUUGGUAUUAAGCUGCCUUUUGUUU
Magnolia sinica is the source of this 2323-nucleotide messenger RNA. RefSeq lists its product as uncharacterized. The transcript is spliced from 3 exons. Bases 94 to 2199 code for a protein of 701 amino acids. Lineage: Eukaryota; Viridiplantae; Streptophyta; Magnoliopsida; Magnoliales; Magnoliaceae. The record is from RefSeq and is a predicted model, not a curated record.